Monopterus albus (swamp eel) is the source of this 807-nucleotide messenger RNA. RefSeq names its product NK2 transcription factor related 7 (gene nkx2.7). Lineage: Eukaryota; Metazoa; Chordata; Actinopteri; Synbranchiformes; Synbranchidae. The coding region runs from base 1 to 807 and encodes 268 amino acids. The record is from RefSeq and is a predicted model, not a curated record. The transcript is spliced from 2 exons. Gene Ontology annotation, biological process: regulation of transcription by RNA polymerase II; cell differentiation. Gene Ontology annotation, molecular function: RNA polymerase II cis-regulatory region sequence-specific DNA binding; DNA-binding transcription factor activity, RNA polymerase II-specific. Gene Ontology annotation, cellular component: nucleus.
AUGAUGCAUCCCAGUUCAGCGACCUCGACGCCUUUUUCUGUCAAGGAUAUUUUGAAGCUGGAGCACCACCAUGACUUUGAAAAUGAUUUCUUGAUAACUCGCCAUGUUGUUCCUAUGGAUCAUCAGCACGUGCACGCUGCGUCCCAGAGCAGGGAUUUGAAUGAUUCCCAACCAGAACCAUGUGUCUCUGGGACGCAGGAGAAGCUUAAGAACCACAACUCAGCACCAGAGGAGAUAAAUGAGCAGGAAAUCAGCGGUCUCCACAGUUCACCUGAUUACGACCAAAGCGCAAAAGGCAGAGCCAGGCAGCGCAGGAAGCCCCGGGUCCUCUUCUCCCAGUCUCAGGUGUCCGAGCUGGAGAGACACUUCAGGCAGCAGCGUUACCUGUCCGCCCCGGAGAGAGAACACCUGGCCCACAUCCUCAAACUCACCUCCACCCAGGUCAAAAUCUGGUUUCAGAACCGGAGGUACAAAUGUAAGCGUCAAAGGCAGGACAAGUCUCUGGAGCUGGCGGGUUAUUCACCUGCACCGAGGAGGGUGGCGGUGCCGGUGCUGGUGCGGGACGGGAAGCUGUGCAGCGCUGGUUCCCAUUCAAUGCCCUAUAAUGUAACAUUUGGACAUUAUAAUCCUGUGUUUGGAUACGGAAACAGCAGUGUGUAUGGCUGCGGUUAUCACAGUGUGUCAUCUUCCGGCAGCAUGACUGCAGCACAGAUGUCCUAUAACCAGCUGCUUGAUUUAACAGGUAGCGAGGGGCCCUUCAACCACGGACACUUUGAGGCGUCAUUACAAGGUGGAAGAGACUGGUGA